Messenger RNA from Setaria italica (foxtail millet), 885 nucleotides. RefSeq lists its product as uncharacterized. Bases 104 to 583 code for a protein of 159 amino acids. The transcript has 2 exons. Lineage: Eukaryota; Viridiplantae; Streptophyta; Magnoliopsida; Poales; Poaceae. The record is from RefSeq and is a predicted model, not a curated record.
ACACCCCUAUCUCGUCGCGUCGGCGGGCCAUUGACAUUCCCACUCCCACCACCGUCGGAUCAACCGCGCCCCCUGCCUCCCGGAGACCGCGGCCUCGCCGACGAUGGGCUUCUUACGCCGGAUCGCCGGCUUACUCGGGAUCUCCCGGGACGACGCCGACCACCCCGACUCCUCAUCCUCCUCCGCCGCCGCCGCGGAAUUCCCGCAGGACAGGGCAGCGGCUGCGGCGGCGGCUGCGGCCCACGGCGCGAGGCGGGGGUUCAGCGUCCAGGUUCCCGUCCCUGUCGAGCGGCAGGGGCCCGGGCCCGUGCUGGUGCCCUGCCCCCAGGGGGACGGCGGCGUGCAGGGCUUUCGGUGGUAUACAAGGAGGCUGAGGAUUGAUGAAGACGGGGACGUAGCUGAUGAGUUCUUGGACGAGGUUAUCCCGGAAAGUUCGAUCAACAAUGACGCAGGCCCUGUCGGAAGGUUCCAAGUGAAAUACAACACGAAACCAACCAGUCUAGCCCUGAAAAAGCAGAUUGUCGCCAUCGACGGCGACAUCCGCCAUAGCUUGGAACACCAAGGGCAACUGCGGUGGGUGUGAGUGGAUAUGUAAUCCUGACCUCUGCUGUUCGCGCCGCCCAGGAACUAAUGCACCCAUGAUUCCUCGUUCAGUGUGUUUGGGAUGGCUCAUCUCAUGGUGAUCACUAGAUCCCUUGUACCACUAUUACUUGUACAUUAUUGCACCGAACGAUGACAGAAGUAAACAAACUCCUGCUGGAAAUGUAGAAUGAGUAGUGUGCUUGCCAGUGGAGCCAUUGGAUCCUGCCAUCUCAUGUACGGAGUAUGCAGCGACUGACAAAGACUGAUGAAGUGUGUGAAUGUGUAUCUUCGUUUCCCCAUUCA